CGACAUUUAGUUUCCGUAUCCCCUACGUCAAUCACCGAACAUCCAGCCAUGUAUAGAUUUCUUACACCCGUCUUGUUGGUGAUAGUUAUGGUGUUGGUUAUAACAGACAACCACGAUCACACCAGCCCGCAGCAAAUUGAAGAAGUUGCGGUAGUGGAGGAAGAGAGAAGCAGUUGCGACAACUCACAACCUCUUUUCCCAUCUAUCAACUCGGACGCAUCGAUAUGUCUCGACAUACUGACGGACCCUACAACAGGAAUCGCCUAUCAUCCUCCAGGUACACCGCCGGAAGGCUUCAUAGAAAAUCCCUCGAGGGCGCCUGGGCAGGGGGCAUCUUGGAUUAGGAUCUUUCCGAAUUCGAUAGGCGUGCUAGCCGCGUUAUCUAACAACAUCGAAACACAAAACUUGGGUGUGCGGGACGAAGAUCAGUGCUAUUACCACGGUGGCCACACGCGAUGCUCGUUAUCGGGGAUCUUCAUCUCGAUCGACAAAGACAACAACGUGAGUAUCCUGUCACUCGGCGAUGAGGACGAGCGCAGGCUCCAGACAACCCAGGUGUUUCGAUCCUACUUCGGCAGCCUUGGUGCUGAUACAUCUACCGAAGACUUUGAAACUCGAGUUCUUUUUUCAGAGCACGGGGAGGAUGUGCUUAAGCUUGAUCAAUCGAUGUCUCAGGUGCUGGAAACUCCAAUGUGGUCGACAACCGAUGACUAUGGUGGUUCCGGCUUCAAGACAACGUAUUCUAGCUCUGGAAUUUCUCAGACCGUAACAUCGUUUAAUUUGACUACCGGGGUGGAGGACAUGGUCAUGCGCUGGUAUCAGAGAAGCACCACGGCCGGCCAAAAGGAUGUUGAAUUUUCAACGACGACCUCCGAAACAUUCAACAUUGCAUUGACUGGACAAGACGUCGCGUGUGAGUGGACGUCUGGAGUGACUGUACUCGGAUGGGGCCUCGCCAACGCUUGUCCGGGAUACGUGAGCAAUCCGACAUGCGUUCUCAUCAGCAAUCUCCAUUGGUCAUGCAUUUGUGACCAGUCGGUCGAGACUCCGUUUGUGUGGGUCAAUUUUCACGAUACGAUAGCACAGCAGCAGUGAAAACAAAGAUACAAUCCCGGCAAAACAAGUAGGUCGAAAGAUUAAUCGUUUAGAAGUAGCACAUCAAUAGGUAUUCA
This is a messenger RNA of Phaeodactylum tricornutum CCAP 1055/1, 1172 nucleotides long. RefSeq lists its product with no specific name. The transcript has a single exon. NCBI's taxonomy places the organism in Eukaryota, Bacillariophyta, Bacillariophyceae, Surirellales, Neidiaceae. Bases 49 to 1095 code for a protein of 348 amino acids. The record is from RefSeq and is a predicted model, not a curated record.